This is a messenger RNA of Cercospora beticola, 2752 nucleotides long. Its product is annotated as chloride channel protein. Lineage: Eukaryota; Fungi; Ascomycota; Dothideomycetes; Mycosphaerellales; Mycosphaerellaceae. Gene Ontology annotation, biological process: chloride transport; transmembrane transport. Gene Ontology annotation, cellular component: early endosome; plasma membrane; Golgi apparatus. The record is from RefSeq and is a predicted model, not a curated record. Gene Ontology annotation, molecular function: voltage-gated chloride channel activity.
AUAACCUCAACCAUGUGCAUGCUGUAAACGUUCUCCUCGCCAGCGCCUCAUGUCCAGCUCGUCGCCGCAUCGACAUGGUGAGAAUCCCGCCGUAGCUUCAUCCAGCCGCACGUCACCCAUCGAUCACGACGAUUCGGAAGAUGGGUUCGACAUCGCCGACGAUGAACUUCUCGCCGACGACCCACUGCACGAGCGCAAUGGCGGCCUAGACAGCGGCAUCUCCUUCAAGCGCCCUCCGAAGCCCACCUCGAAGCCUUCUUUCGCAUCACGUUUCCUCUCCAGCUCGCCGUUCAAGUCCAACAACGCACAAACUCCCUCCUCCUCUUCGUCCUCUCCUCCGCACCGCAAUGGCCGCUCCGCGAAUCCCACGCCGAACACGAUCCUAUCGUACCUCAACCAGAGCGCCGACGCAGGCGCUCACCUCCAUCAUGAUCCCAAAGACAUGAGCACGCUCGACUGGUAUGUCGAAGGACCCGGUCGCCGCGUCGGCUACGACGAUUUGACUGCCAUCGACUGGAUCUACGAAUACAGCAAAGAACGCACGCGCCUCGCGCAUCUCAGCGCCAAUAACCCAGGCCUCAUCGGCCAGAUUCGCCUGCUGGCUGACAGUGCCCAAAUAUGGCUCAUUCUCGUCUGCACAGGUCUGGCAGUCGGUGGAAUAGCAGCUGCGAUUGACGUCACGAGUGACUGGCUAGGAGAUAUGAAAACAGGCAUGUGUACGAACGUGGAAAAUGGAGGCAUGUUCUAUCUGAAUAAGGUGUUUUGUUGUUGGGGGAUCGAGAGCUAUGAUAAGUGUCCCGAUUGGAGGACAUGGAGCGCGAUGAUGGGUGUGGGAAACAAAGGCGGCAGCUACAUUAUCGAGUACUUGGCUUUCGUGCUGCUGAGUGUGGUGUUUGCAACUGCCGCGAGCCUGUUGGUCAAUCGGUACAGUCAAUAUGCGAAACAGAGUGGCAUCCCGGAGAUCAAAACCAUGCUGGGAGGAUUCGUGAUCAGACGAUUUUUAGGCACCUGGACACUGGUGGUGAAGAGCUUGGGGCUGGGCCUUGCUGUUGCAUCGGGAAUGUGGUUGGGAAAAGAAGGGCCGCUUGUGCAUGUUGCGUGUUGCUGCGCGAACUUGUUCAUGAAGCUAUUUGAGCCGAUCAACCGCAACAAGGCGAGAAAGAGGGAGACAUUGAGUGCCGCCGCGGCGAGCGGCAUUUCCGUGGCUUUUGGUGCGCCUGUUGGAGGUGUUCUGUUCAGUCUGGAACAGCUGAGCUACUAUUUCCCAGACAAGACAAUGUGGGCGAGCUUCGUUUGCGCCAUGGUCGCGGCUGUGACGCUGCAGGCUUUUGAUCCUUUUCGGACGGGACAGCUGGUGCUCUAUCAGGUUACGUAUCACAGUGGGUGGCACACUUUCGAGUUGCUGCCAUUUGCCGUGAUCGGAAUCAUCGGAGGUCUAUACGGUGCACUGUUCAUCAAACUGAAUAUGCGCAUUGCCGCUUGGAGAGCGUCGAAGAGCAAUCCGUUUCUUUCAAAGCCAGUUCAGGAGGUCAUGGUUGUGGCACUGGUUACAGCCCUGAUCAGUUUCCCAAUCACCUUCUUGCGAGCACAAUCUAGCGAGCUGGUCGAGCAUUUGUUUGCAGAAUGCCAGGACAUCAAGGACGAUUAUCUGGGACUGUGCAAGUCUGGAGUGGCCAAUACUGGAAACAUCUUCAUCUUGCUUAUUUCCGCAGUGAUUGGUUUCAUUCUAGCGACCAUCACCUUCGGGCUCCAAAUACCAGCUGGCAUUCUCCUACCGUCCAUGGGCGUGGGAGCUCUGUAUGGACGCGUCAUCGGGCUGAUAGUAGAGGUCUGGCAGCGCGAGCAUCCCGGCUUUAUUGCAUUCGCCAGCUGUGAGCCAGACGUGAAGUGCGUCACUCCGGGAACCUAUGCAGUAGUAGGUGCAGCGGCGGCUCUGGCUGGCACGACGAGGAUGACGGUCUCGAUUGUUGUCAUUAUGUUCGAGCUCACCGGAGCCCUAACUUACGUCCUGCCUAUUAUGAUAGCAGUCAUGUUAUCAAAAUGGGUCGCUGAUGCCUUUGGAAAGAGAGGUAUCUACGAGUCUUGGAUCCACUUCCGUGGCUAUCCAUUUUUGGACAACAAGGACGACACUCCUGUCCCUGAUGUGCCUGUGUCGCAGAUCAUGACACGAUUCGACGACUUGGUCUGCAUUACCGCUACAGGCCACACAAUCGAAAGCUUGCAGGAUCUGCUCCAAGACCACCGAUUCCGCGGAUUCCCGAUCAUUCAGGACCUCAGAGAAGCUACACUUCUCGGCUACAUCUCUCGGGCCGAACUGGAGUUCGCGCUCGACUCAGCUACGUCUUCAGCAAGGAAUCUGCCAACCAGCACCGAGUGCUUCUUCGCGCACCAGCCUCUCGCGGAUCCCACUAUCACUCUCGACCUUCGACCAUGGAUGGAUCAGACGCCUAUCACUCUUCGAUCAAACAGCACUCUUCAGCUGACAAAUGAGAUGUUCCAGAAGCUCGGUCUGCGAUAUAUCAUCUUUGUCGACCGAGGAAGGUUGGCGGGACUCUUGACGAAGAAGGAUCUCUACUAUGUGCUUAACGCCGGCGAAGAAAAUCGCAUCGGUAGUGGAGCUGGUGCUCUGAGAGAAGAGAAUGAAGGGAUGGAAGACGAAGCGGGACUACUUGGUCGCGGACGCGAAGUAAGAAGCAGCUGGAGCGAUAUCGAUGGCGCAGAUGUACAGUAUGGCGGGAGAGAACCAGGGUAG